Musa acuminata AAA Group (dessert banana) is the source of this 2024-nucleotide messenger RNA. Its product is annotated as mitochondrial uncoupling protein 5-like. Bases 305 to 1276 code for a protein of 323 amino acids. Gene Ontology annotation, molecular function: succinate transmembrane transporter activity; oxaloacetate transmembrane transporter activity; antiporter activity. Gene Ontology annotation, biological process: succinate transmembrane transport; malate transmembrane transport; thiosulfate transport. NCBI's taxonomy places the organism in Eukaryota, Viridiplantae, Streptophyta, Magnoliopsida, Zingiberales, Musaceae. The transcript has a single exon. The record is from RefSeq and is a predicted model, not a curated record.
UCGCCUCCAACUCGCACUUGACCGCAGCGUAUGUCAGCGGCCCAGCGUCCCGCACUCCUCUUCCGUAGCUUUCGCCCUCCACUCCCAUCUCCUUGUCUCCAGUGAGAUGAACCCCAACUCCAACUGGUAAUAGUUGUUGUUGUAGUCGUAGAAUUCCCUUCCCCUGCCACAUCGAGCCGAAGGAGCUUGCUUUCCUUCCCUUCGAUUCUGCCUAAAUUUGGGAUUUUGUCGACCCUUUUCGCCUAAAGGAGCCACCUUGAGAAUUAUUCUUUGGUUGGUGUAAUUUUCCCCCACAUAACAAGAGAUGGGCCUCAAAGGAUUCCUUGAAGGAGGCAUCGCCUCGAUCGUCGCCGGAUGCUCCACCCAUCCUCUCGACCUCAUAAAGGUCCGCAUGCAGCUCCAAGGCGAGGCCAUCAGCCCCUCCGUCUCCGCCCUUCGUCCCGCUGUCGCUCUUCACGGGGCCACCGGCAUGACCACCCUCCGCCACCAUCAUCCUGCCCUGACCCCGCCACGGCGCCCCGGCCCGAUCGCGGUGGGCGCGCAGAUCCUCCGUGCUGAGGGUCCCGCGGGGCUCUUCUCCGGGGUCUCGGCCACCCUCCUCCGACAGACCCUCUACUCCACCACGCGCAUGGGCCUCUACGACAUGCUGAAGAAGCGCUGGUCCGCGCCCGGUGACGGCGGGUCCAUCCCGCUCCACCGCAAGGUUGCCGCUGGCCUCAUCGCCGGGGGCAUCGGCGCCGCGGUCGGCAACCCCGCCGACGUGGCCAUGGUCCGGAUGCAGGCCGAUGGGCGGCUCCCACCAGCGGAACGCCGGAACUACCGGAGCGUGCUCGACGCCAUCGGGCGGAUGGUCCGGCAGGAAGGAGUGGGGAGCCUGUGGCGGGGGUCGUCGCUGACGGUGAACCGGGCGAUGAUCGUGACAGCGUCGCAGCUGGCGACGUACGACCAGGCGAAGGAAGCGAUCCUUCGGCGGCGCGGGGCAGGGGCCGACGGGCUGGGGACACACGUGGCGGCAAGCUUCGCGGCGGGGCUGGUGGCGUCGGCGGCGUCGAACCCUGUGGACGUCGUGAAGACACGGGUGAUGAACAUGAAGGUGGAUAAAGGGGCGGCGGCGCCCUACGCCGGGGCGGUGGACUGCGCCCUCAAGACGGUGCGGGCGGAGGGACCAAUGGCGCUGUACAAGGGUUUCGUGCCCACCGUGUCCCGUCAAGGCCCCUUCACCGUCGUCCUCUUCGUCACGCUCGAGCAGGUGCGCAAGCUGCUCAAGGACGUCUGACCGCCACUCGCUGGUCUCAAACGCCCGACCGAUACGCCACAGUUACUUCCAUGAACGGCUCUGAUGAUGACGACGACAAAUUGGACAGAUUAUUCCAAGUAUUAUUUACAGCUCCAUACGAAUACUACAAAUUUGUGUGUGUUCCUAUGUUUUAUGAUGUCAUGCAAAAGCGUGUAAUACAGAUUCGUUCUACAGGACCAUAAAGAAAUGGUCAAACAAGAAAAGAAGUGACGUCAAUGGAAGAGAAUGCAUUAAAAGCAGUGAAUGCAUUAAAAAUGUUACUUACGUCUCAAUAAUUUAUGCCGAUAAACCACAGAAAUAAGCUUUGUGUUUUAGCGAAAGGAAUGUCCCUUACAAAAAGAACCUCUUUUGUUCAUUAAUAAUGCAGCACGAGUUUGCAAUCGCAGAAGAAAGACCAGUCUGUGUUUGGUGGUUUGACUAAGACAUGCAAUCUAAGUGGUGUGUAGGCCCCAUGUUUGGUGAGAAGGAAGCGUGUUCCCUGACCCGGCCAUGACAGGCAAGCUCGACGCAGCCGUUGUUGGUGUGCGUGGGCCUAACUCUCGGCUCACGCAGUCACCAAAUUUCCCCUCUCCGACGCGGCCGUGUUCCUCGCCUUCCGCCACGCCACCAUAGAGAAUGUGGUGGGACGAAGAAUUCCGAGAAGAAGAAGAAGAAGAAGCGGAGGAAGAGGAGCAGCGAGAAUCUCCGGUCGAUUUCGAUUUCUUCUCCCUCCUGUCCAAGCCAAAGG